AUGGGGUCUCCAGCAGCCCCCGCCUUUGCAAACAUAGUUAUGGCCUUUUGGGAGUGUGAAGCGUUACCCAUUUUAAAACGUGAAUUUAACAUCCACUUUUUUUGUCGUUACAUUGACGAUUUAUUUUUUAUUAUUGAAGGUGAUUCCGCUGUAGUCAAUGAUUUUUUUAAUGUUAUGAAUUCCAUCUCUAACUAUGUGAAGUUCACCUUGGGAAAUAUUGGUACCACAGUGAAUUUUUUAGAUGUAUGUUUAUACUGGGAUGUAGAUGAACAACGAAUUCACAGUAGGAUUCACCGUAAGGAGACCUUCACAAAUGGGUAUUUGCAUCACACCAGCAAUCACCCUAAACAUACCAUCAGGAAUAUUCCCCAAGGGCAGUUUAUACGAGUGAGUAGGAUGACAUCUAAAUGGAGUGAUUUGAUAGAAGAAUUUCACACAGUUUUGUCUUUAUUUACACAUCGAGGGUAUGACAUUCAGGGGUUAACACUGGUUAGUGAAGAGAUUCUUAGUAAACGUGAUAGUUUUUUUAGAGCCAUCAUUGAUUUUCCCAGUUCUUUUGAUGGUGGUCAGCAUCAGAAUGGCGAACGGAAUGGUUAUAAUGUUGACACCCUGUGUUCUUUUGACACUAGUUCUGAUGGAUCCUUGAUCAAGCAGAUUGUGAUUGACAACUGGAAGAUCAUUAAUGGUAACGAGGACAUCAGAAGGACACUGGGAGCAGGUCCCAAAUUUGUCUUUAGGAACAGGCAUAAUUUAAAGGGAAUUUUGGAAAAUAGCACCUCGGUCAGCUAUGGGUUUUCAUACUAUCUAAUGAGUGACAAGCUGCAGUUUCCUUCAUUCUUCAGGACAGUUCCAAGUGAUGACUUCCAGGCAUAUGGUACUUCAAAACUGCUGAAACACUUUGGUUGGACCUGGGUUGGAAUUGUUGGAACAGACAACUUUCAUUUUCAUGCAGCUACGCAACACCUAAACACUGAUAUCAUCAGGACAGGGGGCUGUGUUGAUUUUUUAGAAAUUAUACCCAUGAAUAACUUUGAGAAGAAAAUUAUUGACAUUCUUCAUAUAAUUAAACAAUCAACUGUCAAGGUAAUAGUGGUUUAUACCAGAGCAUUGCAUGCAAUUGCACUAAUGGAAGAGGUUGUAAAACAAAAUGUUACUGGAAGGUUCUGGGUUGGUAUAACAAGCUGGUCAAUUUCUGCAGAAAUAUCAAAGGAGGUGAAGGAAACAUUAAAUGGCUCCAUAGCAUUUCAGCUCCACAGAGGAGAAAUACCAGGUUUAAAACAGUUCCUUUACAGCACACAUCCUUCAACAUCUCCUGAUGACAUUUUUGUUAAACUUUUUUGGGAAGAAGCCUUUGGAUGCAAAUGGAUGCAUUCUGGAAAUCAGUCAUCAGUUAGUGUGGAAAAUACUGGAUCAGUCAAAGUUUGUACUGGCACUGAGAGGUUAGAGGAAGUUGACACAGCUAUUUUUGAUGUAAAUAAUUUCAGAUUUACUUAUUGCAUGUAUAAUGCAGUCUAUGCAGUUGCCAAUGCAUUACAUAAUAUGCUUUCUUGCAAACAUGGAGAAGGACCAUUUUUAAAUGGAGAAUGUAUAGACAGACAUAACUUUAAACCAUGGCAGCUCCUUUUUUAUUUGAAAAAUGUGCAAUUUGAAAAUUCUGGAGGGGAGAAGAUUUUUUUUGAUGCCAAUGGUGACCCACCAGCAGUGUACGACAUUCUCAACUGGCAGAUCUUUCCUAAUGGUGAAAGUCACUAUGUCCAGGUUGGAAUAUUUGAUUAUAAUGCCCCUGAUGGUCAACAAGUCAAGAUUAAUGAAAAGUCUAUCCUAUGGAGCACUGCAUUUCCUCAGACUCCAGUGUCUGUCUGCAGUAAAAGUUGCACUCCUGGAUUCUGGAAAGCUGCCCGUAGGGGGCAGCCCAUCUGUUGCUUUGACUGCCUGCCCUGUUCUAAAGGAGAAAUUAGUAAUCAGACCGAUGCGACAGAAUGCAUCAGUUGUCCUGAUCUUCUCUGGCCUGACUAUAACCAGGAAAAGUGCAUUCCAAGAAGCAUCGAGUUCCUGUCAUACAAUGAACCUCUUGGAGCUACACUGGCAUCCAUCCCAGUAUUCUUCACUGUAGUAACUGCUACAAUUUUAUGUAUUUUUAUUAAGAAUCAGGACACCCCAAUAGUGAAAGCCAACAAUCGUGAACUCAGUUACCUCCUUCUUCUUGCACUCAUGUGCUGUUUCCUAUGUUCCUUAAUAUUUAUUGGCAAACCAAAAGUAUAUACCUGCAUGUUUCGACAGCCUGCAUUUGGUGCAGCAUUUGCACUUUGUGUGUCCUCCAUUUUGGGGAAAACUAUCACCGUGGUCAUUGCAUUUAGUGCAACCAAUCCUACUAGUGUGCUAAGGAAGUGGACCGGCUCCAAAACCCCUGCUGUAAUUAUAUUUAUUUGUGUGUGUGUACAAGUUGUCAUUUGUAUUUGCUGGCUAACAUCUAACCCUUCAUUUCCACAGCUUAAUAUGAAGUCACAAGAGGGAAAGGUUAUAGUCGAGUGCAACGAGGGUUCAAUUACUGCGUUUUAUACCAUGUUAGGGUAUCUGGCAUCUCUGGUAGCUGUAAGCCUGGUUAUUGCAUUUUUUGCUAGGAAGUUGCCUGAUAGCUUUAAUGAAGCCAGAUUCAUUUCUUUCAGUAUGCUUGUGUUUGCCAGCGUCUGGCUGACCUUCAUACCAGCUUAUCUGAGCACGCAGGGUAAAUACAUGGUUGCUGUAGAGAUAUUUGCAAUUGUAUCUUCUAGUGCUGGUAUUCUGUGCUGUAUAUUUAUUCCAAAAUGUUACAUUAUUAUUCUGAGACCAGAGAUGAAUACUAGGGAACAUUUAAUGGGAAGUUCACGUGUAAGGAAUAAAACAUGA
Molecule: messenger RNA, 2886 nt
Organism: Protopterus annectens (West African lungfish)
Lineage: Eukaryota; Metazoa; Chordata; Ceratodontiformes; Protopteridae
Product: extracellular calcium-sensing receptor-like
Exons: 5
Coding region: 1-2886 (961 amino acids)
Biological process (GO): G protein-coupled receptor signaling pathway
Cellular component (GO): membrane
Molecular function (GO): G protein-coupled receptor activity
Source: RefSeq, a predicted model, not a curated record